Maylandia zebra (zebra mbuna) is the source of this 2067-nucleotide messenger RNA. The record is from RefSeq and is a predicted model, not a curated record. Lineage: Eukaryota; Metazoa; Chordata; Actinopteri; Cichliformes; Cichlidae.
AUGAAGAACACAACAGAAGAUGACAUAUAUGCAUACGCACUGUCCAAGACACUUACAAAAGUCUCAUCACCUUUAACUGUGGGACUCUACGCUUCAUGUGAGAAUCGAAUCAACAUGAUCCUCAAACAAAUGCAAGUGUACAUGAAUUCAGAGGCUUCAAGGAUUGAGCAGGAAUAUGCAAAAGGAUCCAGGCCUCGUUCGGUUAAGCCUUCAUUUACCGGCUUUUUUGCACUUAUUGGACGACUGCUCUUCUACAGGCCAAUCUGGACAAAGGAGAACCAGCAGGAACGAAACGUCAGAUUCAUUUAUGUGCAUUUCAGUGCUUGGCAUUUUGCCGGUAGUGACCUGCUUUGGGCCGGUAUAGCUAUACGGCUGAUUGAGGCCAUGCAAAUGAACUUUGGAAAAUUACAACUUUUACUCUACCGUGUAGCUCAACAUGAUGAAGAAGAGGAAGUCAAGAACAAGAUUGUGGAGGAUGGUCCUAACCACUGGAGUUCCAAGAAGAUUUGCUGCUGCCCACUGUGGCUUUUUCUCCUUUCCCUUCUGGUGGUACCACUUAUCAUCCUGAUUAUCCUGUUAACGGUUGGCUUUCCCAAAUUUGGACUGAAACCAGAUGAGGAGGUGGAUGACAGCAAUGGCCAGGUGGGUGUGCUGGAAGGCCUGGCAAUUGCCACAUUAGGGGUCCCUGCAGUGAGCAUACUGAAGUUUAUCAUUCUGAUGGGGAAGAACUUCAUCUUCAGCCAGACACUGAACAUUAAGAGAGGGAUGGACAAUGAGCGGCUCAGUGGUCAGUUGGGCUUCAUGAACGAAGUCAGGAUGGAAAUGUGGUGUUUGUCCCGCUUCAUCCAGUUUAUGGAAGUGUUCGAGAGGAGAAGGAUCCGAAUCGUGCUGAAUAUCACUAAUCUGGACCGCUGCUCUCCUAAGAAAAUUGUUGCAGUCCUGGAUGCUAUGAACAUUUUGCUUUCAGAUGAAGAGAGCCCAUUUAUUUCCAUUCUUGCUGUAAAUCCGGAAGUCCUUGUAGAGAAAGUGAACUUUGCAGAUGGAUGCUUGAGCAAAGAGGACAAAGCAUAUGCAUUGCUGAACAGCAUAGUGACUCUGCCCUUCACAGUCCCACCACUGUCCAAUGAUUCAAAGCGCAGUUUACUUUACAGACUUAGUAGCAAGUCAAAAAUUCAAGAGGAUUCUCCCACGGUUGAAGUCAAACACAGAGGAAUUCCUUAUUCCUACGAUUCCUCCAAUUCGUCUCUAGAGAAGGUUACAUCUGAAGCAAAGGAGAUGUACCCUCUGAUCAAUACAAAAGCAGCAAUGCUGGAUAUAAAAGAUGAACUAGAUAACUUAAUCAGAAGCAUCCUAAGCAGUAAUGACAGGAAUCUAAGCAAGUACAUGCUAGAUGAUGUCAUGUCAAUGAGAAGAGUGAUCAACUCUAUUCGAGUAACUGUGAUAAUCAUGAAAGCCUUAAACCUAGAGCUUCCUCAACCAGAAUACAUUGCAGCAUGGGUGAUCCUAGCCAAUCACUGGCCCUGCCGACUCAGCUGGAUCCUCCAGUGUGUGGAAGAUGCUCAACAAAGGGCAGAUAUUGAUGGUGAGGCUGGGCCCAGCGAUUAUGAUUCAAAGACCUUAUGGCAAGUCUUCAGUGUGUCCCAAGCAGAGCUGUAUGUAAUGAGUGGACAGAUUGAGGACUUCCUGGAGCAGGAUGGAGAUGCUGAGCUGUUCGAAAAUCUUCUCAAAGUAGAUUUCCAGUUCAAGGUAAAAGACUUGAAGACAUUUGAAGCAGCAACAGUGAACCUAGAUCAUUCAAUUAAGAAUGAGCUGGCUCACAUCAGAGGGACAUCCAGGCUGAAAGAUUCUGGUUGGAUGAGGAACCUAGCUCCACUGCCAAUCACAAAGAUCAUUAAUAUGAACACCGAGGAUGUAUGUAAAGAGCUGGAGAGGAUGCGAUACCCCAGUAAGUACAUCGACAUUGUGAAAAGCAAUGACCUCAAUGGGUCAGCGCUGGUCUUCGGCGAUGUGGAAGACCUUAAAGACCUCCUACAAAUGACUUUUGGUUUCUCAUCAUUAUCUGUCUAA